AUUAGACAAAAGAGAGAGAGAGAGAUUAUUUUCUUCCUUCAAAGAAGUUUCAGUUUGAGCCUAUGUAUGGCAUAUUAGGUAGAUGAUCCACCAGCUAUAACAAAGAGAGAGAAAGAGAGAGAGCUGAGCCCAGUUCUGUGGUUUAGAUUCAUCAUCAAAAAAGAAUCUGAAAGUUUUAAUCUUUUUACUUAAAAUAGAAAUAGUUUUCUUAAAAAUAGGAGUAGGGAGGAGGGAUCAAUGGGGAAACACAAAUCAUUGAGAAGCAAAGCAGUUCACUUUGUCACCGAUCUCACCACCGGUCUCCUUAAUCCCAUCUCUGAUAAACCUUCCUCUGCUCCUCCUCCUCCUCCACCGGAAGAGGAAGAUGAGUCACAGAGGGAUCAACUAGAGUCAAUCACUAAAGAGCAGUCCAAGGAUUUGGUAGACGAACCAGACACUUCUUCUUUCUCUGCAUUCCUUGGCUCACUCUUAUCCUCACACCCCAAGGACAAACAAACCAUCCAGGAUCAAGAAGACAAAGAAGAAGAAGAAGAUUCAGAGGCUGAAACAAGUGAUACAUCUUCAUCAUCAUCCUCAGAGCACACUAGUACAAUGAAGGAAACUGUUGCUACAACUACUACUACAAAGAAGAGCUUGUUCUCUAAAUAUAAGCAGCAUUUGAAGAAUUUUUACCAGGCUGUUAAGUUCUCAAAGGAGAGAAAGGGAAAUGCUGCUGAGGUUAAAACUGAUGAUGAAGAGACUACUCAAUGUGAUGGCUUGGAGAUGAAGCAGGUGAUGAUGCAGAAAAAAGAGGAAGUACAAGCAAUUAUUAUACCUGAAACUUCGGAGCCUUCUUUACUAUUAACGGACCAGUCAAGACGUUCCCUUUAUACUUCACUUCCUGCUCUUGUUCAAGGCAGGAAAUGGAUUUUGCUUUAUAGUACAUGGAGGCAUGGUAUAUCAUUAUCAACAUUGUACAGGAAAAGCCUCCUCUGGCCUGGUCUCAGUUUACUGGUUGUUGGAGAUAGAAAGGGUUCGGUUUUUGGUGGACUUGUCGAGGCACCUUUGAUACCAACAGAUAAGAAGUAUCAGGGAACCAACAGUACAUUUGUUUUCACUGAUAAGUCUGGACAACCCACUAUAUACCGUCCCACAGGAGCAAAUAGGUUUUACACAUUAUGCUCUAAGGACUUUCUGGCUCUCGGUGGUGGUGGACGGUUUGCUCUCUAUCUAGACAGUGAGCUGCUAAGCGGAUCAAGUGCUUACUCGGAGACAUACGGGAACACUUGUCUUGCAACCUCUCAGGACUUUGAUGUUAAGGAAGUGGAGCUGUGGGGAUUUGUGUAUGGCUCAAAGUAUGAUGAGAUUCUAGCUCUCAGCAAAACUACAGAGUCUGGUGUAUGCAGGUGGGGAUGAUCAUGAUGAAUGAAUGAAGAUUAUGCAAUGGUAUUAAAAAAAAGUGAGUGAUCUCUUUUGUAAAUGUGUAGCUAUAUAAAAUGUUGUGUUCUUAUCUUAUUAUGGUAAUAUUCACAUCUCAAAUACAACUCACUUGUAACCAAGAAACUUUUUUUUCUUGUUGUUGUAAUGAUUUUGGAAUGAAAUAUGAAUCUAAUUAAGC
Molecule: messenger RNA, 1597 nt
Organism: Eruca vesicaria subsp. sativa (arugula)
Lineage: Eukaryota; Viridiplantae; Streptophyta; Magnoliopsida; Brassicales; Brassicaceae
Source: the annotation of a GenBank genome assembly